Molecule: messenger RNA, 5641 nt
Organism: Rhipicephalus microplus (southern cattle tick)
Lineage: Eukaryota; Metazoa; Arthropoda; Arachnida; Ixodida; Ixodidae
Gene: yrt
Product: erythrocyte membrane protein band 4.1-like yurt
Biological process (GO): actomyosin structure organization
Cellular component (GO): cytoskeleton
Source: RefSeq, a predicted model, not a curated record
CGCAAGCAGGCAAGCUGGUUUGUUGCCGGAGCGCCGCAAGCGCCGUCUCCGGUGGAAAACGGCACCAGCGCAGGUAGCGAGCAGUCGCCGACUCGCCGCCGUGGUUGCCUUGGGGUGGAGUGUGUUGUGUGCGUUCGGCUCCGGAUGGGGUCACGGUGCUGCUGUUGUUGUGGUGCUUCCCGUGUCUUGGUGGUGUGCUCAUUCGGAUGACCAACGCUGGGCCAACGUGCCGACGCCGGUUGUGAUAUGUGCGCGCUCGAUUUGUGGCUAGGAGGACUGCGAAGACGACCCAUUGGAUACCUGCGCGCGACGACAUGUUCCGCUUUCUGAGCAAGCGCUGGAGUAGGCAAGCCAGGGCCGACAAGGCGGGCGCACCGUCUCCGAAGAAUGUCUUGCCCUGCAAAGUGGUCUUACUGGACGGCACUGACCUUAGCGUCGACGUCCCGAAAAAGGCCCUUGGAUCAGUGCUUUUAGAACAAGUGUUUUAUCAUAUUGACUUGAUCGAGAAAGAUUACUUCGGGUUACAAUUCACGGAUCCGUUCCACGUCCAGCACUGGCUUGAUGUCACGAAACAAGUUCGGAAGCAAGUCAAGAUUGGGCCUCCAUACACGUUGCAUUUGAAAGUGAAGUUCUACUCUUCAGAGCCAAACACUCUGCGUGAAGAGCUGACCAGGUAUUUAUUCUUCCUGCAACUGAAGCAGGACAUCCUCUCUGGGAGGCUGCCGUGCAGUUACCAGACGGCAGUCGAACUGAGCGCCUAUGCUCUGCAAUCUGAAUUGGGUGACUAUGACCCUGAGCAGCAUACUCCGGAGUUCGUCUCCGAGUUUAGGUUCACGGAAGACCAAACGGAAGAUAUGGAGCUGGACAUCAUCAAUGCAUUUAAGGAGCUGAAGGGUCAGACACCUGCUCAGGCUGAGAUGAACUACCUGAGCAAGGUUAAGUGGCUUGAAAUGUAUGGAGUUGACAUGCAUACUGUAAUGGGGAAAGAUGGCCAGGAAUACUCGCUAGGCCUCACUCCAACUGGCAUUCUAGUCUUUGAAAAGCAAACCAAGAUCGGCCUUUUCUUCUGGCCGAAAAUUACGCGGCUCGACUUUAAGAGUAAGAAGCUGACACUUGUGGUUGUGGAGGAUGACGACGAGGGUCGUGAGCAAGAACACACGUUUGUGUUCCGCCUCUACAACCCCAAGGCAGCAAAGCACCUGUGGAAAUGUGCUGUGGAACACCAUGCUUUCUUCCGGCUCAAGGAGACCAUGAGAGGACCAAACACUCGGCAGAAUUUCUUCCGCAUGGGCUCCCGUUUUCGAUACAGUGGACGUACAGAGUUCCAAGCCACGCAGAAAAACCGCACGAGGCGUACUGUUCAGUUUGAGCGGCGCCCCAGCCAGCGAUACUCGAGGCGCACCACUAGAGAUAGUCGUCAUCGCGCAUCUCUUCCAAACUGUGUAGCCCUCAAUGCUGCAGAUCCAGAGAACAGCGUGGAAUUGGCCCCAGUAGCACCACUGGAUGUAACAGUGGGACCACUGCUGAUAGAGAACAUCCCAGCAGAUGAUGUGCAAUCUUCUAGCCCUGUUUUAGCCACUGGGGAGGCAGAAAACAGGCUGGACACCCUCAUUCGUUCCCUUGCCAAGGAAACAAGCUCAGCAUCAGACACUAGAAAUGACUUGACUGUCUACAAGAAAGGCGACCUUCCUACAGAACCAGAACCAGAUGCCGAGGAGCUGAGUAGGAGGCUAAAGGCCUUGGACAGUAGCUGCAGUGCAAGCGGGACCAGCUGCAGUAGAAGCAAUAGCAACAGAAGCAACAGCAACAGCUCAGCAGGAAUGAGUGGUGGUAGUGGCAAGGACUGUUGUGCAGCUGGCACUGUCACCGUGGUUUCGUGCGGUGUCAAGAAUAACCAGGCCAAGGCUGGUACGAGCAGUGGCAUGCCCAAGCCUAUACCACCUGACCAGAUGAAGUGCAACAUUCUCAAGGCCAAGGCAGAAGAAGACAAGCGUAAAGUGCCAAGUCUAGGGGUUGUAGGCGAGAAAGUGCCGUUGCUUUUAUCGGACAAUGAAGAUGGAAAGCCACUUGUGGCAGAAAAGUACAAGACCGUCAUUCAUGUGAACGGUGAAUCCAGUGAGUUUGCUGGAGCCAAAGGAACUGCGAAUAGAGAAAAGACAAGACACUGUGAUACGAAGGAUCUCUUGGCCGAUAGUACUGCUGUCCUUAGCAAUGGACAUGCUGGUGACCUAGUGGCUGCACUGGAGACAUCAUUUGCCGGGGCGAACCCCGUCACUCGCUCCCUUUCCUCUGCCACGCAUCCGCGAGUCAGCAACGGUGGGGUUGCCGCACCUGUUGUGGUCAAGCGCACGUUGUCCAACUGCACAUCCAGCCAGCUCUCACCGUGGCACGUUGGCUCAACGGACGCUCCUGCCCCCAAACGGCAGGUCGAAAGGCGCACCGUUAUGACCACGGAGCUUUGACUGGAGGAGGGCUGUGUCCUCUUUGUACUGAUCUUUAGUGCCACGACCAGUCUUGGUCGGGCUAGUGUGAGAUGCACUGCCACUACAUUGCUGCACUGUGGGACCAGUGAAACUGUAUAAGCCUGUAGUAGUUGGCACCACAUGCUAGCUGCCAUGUACUUUUUUCUUAGUGAUUGCAUAACUGCCUGGUUUAUGUAUACUGUGGCAGUACAGGACAAGCAUAACUGCAUUUGUUGACUUGUCAGGCUGCAAUUUUUUGUGGCACAUAUGUGCCAGUCUGAUUUUUUUUUUUUUUUUUUUUUUGUAAACUAGCUUCUAUUUAGAAAAAAAGGCAGGUCUCUGCUAUGGCAUUGUACGUUCCUCAUAGUUUUGCAUAAUGUACCCAAUGGCUUUUGUAACAGUUUCAUAUCAAUAAAAUAUUCUCCAUAGUCGCUUUUGUGGGACAAUAGUCGCAGCUGCCAAUCAAGCCAACUAUAGUAAAGCUGUAAAAGUGCCUUUUGGCUUUACACCUUUGCGGGGCCAUCACCGUUGACUUGCCUACACAUGUGGUGGGUUGUUCUCAUGCAGCUUAUGUUAGCGCUUGCAGAUUUUCCGCUCGCCGGUUCAGCAAAGUUGACGCACCUUCUGCUUGAACAUCGGGCAGCAGUUGCAAUUUGUGCCUGUAUAUUUUGCAUCGCCUGCAAUCUUGACAUAAAAAUGGCGAGAUAAGGAGUUUUGGCUGAUUAUCGCCCUUGCAUGGACUAUCUCACAUGUACUUGUAUUUCCAGCGUGCCUGUGUCACCAGUCUUGCCUUAUUUCAUUUAGGAUGGGUCAUAAAAUAUAUGCAUUGUACCUAAAGAUGUAGUAGCUGCAAGCAAAUCAAUAGUUUCUUUUAUUCAAGUGUUUCAGAGAUACGUUUUUGAUGGCCAAUGGACUGUUAUGAUAGGGCUUGUAGCGCAGAACACUCUGUGUGAAGGUUCAAGCUCUUUUUUUCUUGAUUAACGUAGGGCAGCUAUUAAAGGGGAUUUAGAUGGGUGGUUAGUGAAGAGAAUGAUUUGCUUCAUUAUGCAUGGUUCUUCUAGAAUGUACAGUAGAGUUCAGUGUGAUCUGUAACAAGGUGUAACAUUCCUUCGUGGUUCCAUAGUUCGGCCGCAUUCCUUUUCUUCGAGUAGUUUUACAGUGUAAUGCCAUUGCACUUGCCAAUUUUUUACGCUCUUAUGAAUGUACACAUCUCUUUUAAAUGAGGAAAUUAUAUAUAUGCAGAUCAGGAUGGUGGUUGUGAUCAUUGUUUUGCUUUUAGCUUUUAUUUUCGCUGGCGUCUGUCUUGGUUUCAGGUGCCAGCAGAUUCUGUAACGACUUGCAUUUGUACAGUGCCACCUGUCUUACUUCUGUACUUCUUUUACACUGACUGUUAAUGUUUUUGGAAGGUUCUUUUAUAUAGAAGAUAUUUUAGCAAUAUUUGGUGUUGUGCAAGACUUGGAAAGAUGACUUUUGACGUUUACAAACUGUGUAUGAUGUGUAUGAAGGACUUUGCGAUGACUCUUGUGCUGUGGUUUCCUAGUUCUUUGCAAGCGGUCAAAGUGGCUAUUUUUUUGUGUUGUUGUUUAGCGACUCUCAUAUUUGGUGGAGUAGAAGAGAAAGCCUGUUGGAGGCUGUACAAUACUGCAAUAAGAUUCAAGACUCAAGCCACAUGUAAGGAAAUUUCUUUGGGCUUGAUUAAGUGAACUACUGUAGUCACUUUCAGAAAGUUGUGUUAAUGCCUAAGUGUAGCCACUUAACUGACAGCCAACAUUUUGUCAACAUAAUUGUUGCAAAUUCAUUAGAGUUAGGUUAUUGUGCUACGUCUGUGAAUGCUUUGAAGAAGGAAUGGAAAGUUUUGAAUUUACAUUGUAUUCGUUUUUUUAGGAUUUCUACAGAUUUCAAGGCACUGGGUUUCAAAAUUCUAUGACACCCCAUCAUUCUUACAGCUUUGCAUUAUCAGUCAUCAAAAAAUAGUAACAUGCGUGCACCAAGUAAAUGUGGUGGAGAGAGGUGAAUGCACAUUAAAGUUGGACUGCAGUUUGCUGUGCUUGAUGUUGCAAGAAAUAUUUUCUUGCCAUUUCAUUUUCCUAUUUUUUGAGCCCGACUGUAAGGGGCCAGUUGCAUUGAAAGAGGUGUGGGCAAUGCUGUGACAAACUUUGUCAGUGCAGUUGCAUCGCCAGUCUAACGUUCUCAUUCAGCCCAGCGUUCAUAGUUGUGCCAGCAAUGCCAAUUUGAUCGAAUGGCACAAGUAAGCGAGUGAGGAAACGGAGAUUGCGUUUGAAUAGCAGAGGGUGUAAAAUCUGACCUUAACACUCGUGUCAGGUUAGUGUGCCCCUAUCUGCGAGUUUAUAUAUUUUUUUUGCUCUUAUGCUUUGAAAUAACCCUUAAGGACUAAAAAGUAAAAAUAGAAGUGGCACCAUUGGGUGAUUGGUUGUUGUGUGAUGGUUCUGGUAACUGUUGCCCAGUUAAACGACUUAACGCUUCAGAUUGUAUGUUUGCUCGUUUCAGGUUAUGUAGUAACAGGUUGCAUCCAUUGAUUUUGCCAGUGGUGGGCCAGGACCAUGCUUAGAAAAUAAUGUCCAUGUUUGUAACUAAGGAUGGGUAGUUGCCAUUAUGUUUCAGUAAUGACAAAUAACUAUGUUUUUAAUAACUGGUAAUUUUCUCUACACACCUGGAUUUUGUUAAAGUGCAUAGCAUUGUAGUAACCAAGGGCAAUAAUUUUUGCUGUUGGAACUUAAGCACCUCUCAUACAGGAGUGUUUAUUCUUGUACCUGCAGCUUUUUUUUUCCUCAAUUAUUUUUAUUAUAACUGAAGACAUUUCAGAAUGAAGCUUGCGCACUGUGCAGGACGCACAUUCCAUCCACAUUCUGUGCCUCUUUCACAAUAAGUCUUUGUAGCACUUUUUUUUACUAUGUGACCUUGCACAAGAGAGGUUAUUUUCUCUGCAGGAAAGAGUGCCGUCCAAACUUGUUAAACGAUCUUGCCCCUGGAUAUAGGAGUGAAAACUAUUUUUAGCAGCUUUUUCAACAUCUUUUUUUUUUUUUUUUUUCAGUAAGAACUCAUUCCGUAAGUGCCAUUUUUGGGGGUUGCAUAUUCCUCAUUCCUUCACAAGGUUUACAAAAGCUGCUAGUGUCAUGCGUAUGUAUGCAUGUUUGUGAAAAUAAAAUGCAAUACAAAUU